Nymphalis io (European peacock) is the source of this 1831-nucleotide messenger RNA. RefSeq names its product adenine phosphoribosyltransferase (gene Aprt). Gene Ontology annotation, molecular function: adenine phosphoribosyltransferase activity; adenine binding; AMP binding. Gene Ontology annotation, biological process: AMP salvage; adenine salvage. The coding region runs from base 101 to 652 and encodes 183 amino acids. Gene Ontology annotation, cellular component: cytoplasm. The transcript has 3 exons. NCBI's taxonomy places the organism in Eukaryota, Metazoa, Arthropoda, Insecta, Lepidoptera, Nymphalidae. The record is from RefSeq and is a predicted model, not a curated record.
ACGGCAAGAAAACCUUAUCUAUGAAUAUAUAUUUAAAAACAUUUUUAUACAUAGUUGCCGCGGUGUCUUAUUACAUAAAGCACAUAUAUUGGUUAUAAUUAUGGAUUCUGAUUAUGAACAAAAAGUUAUUACACUAAAAUCAAAAAUUAAAAGUUAUCCCGAUUUCCCGAAAGAAGGUAUUCUUUUUUGGGAUAUUUUUUCCGCUAUAUCGGAUGGUUCUACAAGCAGACUUCUACAAAAUCUAUUAGUUACGGUUAUUCGUGUAAAAUAUCCAGAUGUAGAAGCAGUUGUUGGAUUGGAAUCAAGGGGAUUUCUCUUUUCGUUUUCUGUGGCAGCAGAACUGGGUAUUGGAUGUUUGCCAAUAAGAAAAAAAGGAAAAUUACCAGGGGAAGUGAUUUCCUAUAAAUAUGACUUGGAAUAUGGUUCUGAUGUGUUACAAAUUCAAAAGGAUUCUAUCCGUCCAGGUAUCAAGUGCCUGAUUAUUGACGAUUUAAUUGCAACAGGUGGCUCCAUAACAGCAGCUACGAACCUUCUACUAAACUGUGAGGCAGAUGUUGUUGGUUGUCUCGUUAUUAUGGAAUUGGUAUCUUUGAAUGGUCGGAGAAACAUUCCAAAUGGUAUUCCAGUACAUUCUCUAAUUAAAUAUGAUUAGAAAAUCAUUUUUAAGUCAAUCACAAUUUAAUUUGUACAAAAUGGAGAAAUAUGUAUUUUAAGUCUAGAUGCAGGUUACAGUCCAUUCCUACUAAUACAAAGGUUAUAAAACAUAAACUGUUAAUAUCUUACACUUUAAUAAUGUUGUUAUUAUAGAAGCCUAUCAGUGCCUAAUAGUUGCCUAUUAAUAGAAAUUUAAAAAAACACAUAAAAAUUACAAUUUUUACUGACCUGACAACGAUAUAAAUACUUAGAUAAAUAAAUAAUUUUGACAUUCCCUGUCGAUAAUUUUAAAAAUAAUAGCAAUUUAAAGAUUCUGGUAACAGUUUUUUUUUUAAUUUGACAGGUGAAAAAUUUUGUGAAAUGUAAUAUAUGUAUUUGCCUGUCAACAAAUUCAGAUAUUGGCAAUAUUAAAUAGCUAAAUAUUAUCGUAAUCAGUUAGUUUUUUUAAAAAUAUCAUGUUAAUAUUCCCAUAUACUUAUUUGUAUGGGAAUAAUUUAGAGCAAUAUUUAUCAAAAUCUUAUGUUUGAUUUUAUUCCAUUGAUAUAUUUUUAAAUUUUUACAUUUGGACAUAAUAAUGUUAAAAGGAUCAGUUAUAAUGUCUAAUGGGAUUAUAAUAUUUGGCAAUUUCUUGAAUUUGCACAAAUUAGAAAAGUAUAAAGUUAAAAAUAGAUAUAACCAUAAUAUACAAUAUAUCUGGCUGUGUUUUUAAUAUAAGUAUUUUUCUAAUGCAUAUUUAACUUGCAUUUAUUAUAUUAUAUUAUUAAAUAUAAACAUUUAGUACCUAAACAUGGAUCAAUGAAAAAAGUAAUUAAGCAAGUUCAAAUUUAUAAUUGUGACUUUUGAUAAAUGUUCAGAUAUUUUGGGUCUUUUUCACAAUUGUAUUUAUAUAUAUAACUUCAUUGUAUCGAAAUAAGGCGUAAAACAGAUUUUAAGUCUUUAAAACACAAAAAGUUUCAUCAAAAUUGGUCUAGUGUUGUGUGCAGAUGUUUGAACGAACAUGAUAAUUUACAGUAUUGUAUUAGUACAGAUAAAACUAUUAUUCUAAAUGAUAAAUGAAGAUUAUUUUGUGUUUUUUUUUUAAUAACUUUAUGACAUAUGUAUUAUAAGAAUAUUAUUUAGUACAAAUGGACCAAAUGAUUCUAAAAUAUUUUGUAUUUAAUAUUUGUUUAUUGCAUAU